AUGCCUGACAAUCAGUUGAGUGCGGAGUCCAGUCACGAGAUUCAAUCCGUAAAAUCUGCAAGUUCUGCAGGUACGUUCUUUUCCAAGAGCUCCAUCAAGAAUAAAUCAAGGCUAGCACUUGGACGAUUCUUCCGCAAUGCUAACGGUAACGGAAGCAACGGAAAUGAUAGUGGCAGUGAAGGCAGCCACAAUACUGAUACCCGGGUUUCUCCACAAAUUUCCGGCGAUCUUCCACCAGGACUUCAGACUUUAAAGCAUACAAAUCACUUGCAUAAUCCGAACAAUUAUCAGGCUAAUGGCAGUUCGCAGACGCGAACACCUCAUCCGAAGGAUAACAAGCAAAGAAGCUUUUCAAAUUCCAAUUCAGUAUCAAGCUCACCGGUUACACAGAAUUCACAUUCCAACUCUGUAUCAGGCCUUUCAAAUACACAAUCACAUCCAUUAUUGCACAAUCAUACGUCACAUGAACAUAACAAACCAUCAUUAAAGGUACAGCAUUCAACUGUAACAUUGGAUACCUCACCUCAGCCGAACCAGCAUCCUGCAGAGUAUCUUCAGAGACAAAUCGAACAAUUUAAGCUGCAACCACCCCCUAAAUUAUCAUCGGCCGAUAAUUCCCAUCCAAAACCCCAUCACAAGAAAUCACUCCGUUUGAAACGGUUCUUUAAGCUCCACGAACAAUCCGGAGAGCAAAAACAUGUAGAACAAAAACAACCGACAGCAACCGCAGUCGUUACAGACCGUAAAACUACAAAAUUGACUUUAUACGACGCAGAAGACGCCCAUGAAUUGAUACAGAAGUAUGGUAUUCCGGGGAAACUUCUCGGCGAAGGUGUUUCUGGAUCUGUAAGUGUUGUAAAAGGUUCGGAUAACACUUUGUUUGCAGUGAAAAAAUUCAGACCAAGAGCUGCUAGAGAGACCUUGUUGGAUUAUUCUAAAAAAGUUACGUCUGAAUUUUGUGUAGGAUCGUUUUUGCAUCAUCAGAACGUUAUCGAAACCUUGGAUAUGCUACAAGAGGGAGAGCAUUUUUUGGUAGUAAUGGAAUAUUGUCAGUAUGAUUUCUUCACAUUGGUUAUGAGUGAUCUAAUGGGAAAGCAUGAAAUCGCAUGCUAUUUCAAACAAAUCUGUAAUGGAGUUGCAUAUCUACAUUCUCAAGGAUUGGCUCAUAGAGAUUUGAAGUUAGACAACUGUGUUGUUAAUGCUCAAGGUAUCUUGAAGUUGAUUGACUUUGGUAGCGCUACCAUUUUCCAUUACAAAUACGAGGAUAAAAUAGUGAAAGCGAAAGGCAUUGUUGGUAGCGACCCAUACUUAGCUCCAGAGCUUUUGGUAAGUCAAUACUAUGAUCCGAGACCCGUAGAUGUUUGGUCCAUUGCAGUAAUGUUCUAUUGCAUGACAUUAAGAAGAUUUCCAUGGAAAAAACCAAGCGAAGAGGUCGUGUCAUUCAAAUUGUUUGCUCAAAAUCCAGAUGAUGAGAACGAUCACACUAAGGGUCCAUACAAGAUUUUGAAGUUACUUCCACGUCAUUCAAGACCAUUGAUUGGUAGAAUGCUAGAACUAAGUCCUCACAAGAGAAUCUUAAUGCCGGAAGUUUUAGCGGACCCGUGGUUCCAAAAUAUACAUUGUUGCGAAGUUGACAACGAUGGAAAAUUGAUCAAUCCACCAACUAACCACAAGCAUCAUUUAAUUACGGAAGACGAAUUAAAAGAGCUUACUGAGAAGAGAGAAAAGGAGGCUAACGAACGGAGAGCAGCAGAAUUAAAUCACAAUACGACACAAGAGUGA
This is a messenger RNA of Kluyveromyces lactis, 1782 nucleotides long. It is a transcript of the gene RTK1, whose product is annotated as putative serine/threonine protein kinase RTK1. Gene Ontology annotation, molecular function: protein serine/threonine kinase activity; ATP binding. Gene Ontology annotation, biological process: intracellular signal transduction; protein phosphorylation. NCBI's taxonomy places the organism in Eukaryota, Fungi, Ascomycota, Saccharomycetes, Saccharomycetales, Saccharomycetaceae. The transcript has a single exon. The coding region runs from base 1 to 1782 and encodes 593 amino acids. The record is from RefSeq and is a predicted model, not a curated record.